Hirsutella rhossiliensis is the source of this 1380-nucleotide messenger RNA. RefSeq names its product RNA recognition motif domain-containing protein. Lineage: Eukaryota; Fungi; Ascomycota; Sordariomycetes; Hypocreales; Ophiocordycipitaceae. The transcript is spliced from 4 exons. The record is from RefSeq and is a predicted model, not a curated record. Bases 1 to 1380 code for a protein of 459 amino acids. Gene Ontology annotation, molecular function: RNA binding.
AUGGCCAAGUCCAAGACCAAGCAGAGCAAGAAGGCUCAGCCUUCUGAGCCCAUCGCCGCUGUCAAGAAGGCCGGCGUUACCAAGCCUGCGCAGACUCCCAAGUCCAAGUCCAAGGAGAUGGCCAAGUCUGCCGCCAAGAAGCUGGUGAAGGAAACCAAGAAGAAGGCUGCCAAGGCCGAGUCUUCGGACGAUUCUUCUGAGGAGGACUCCUCUGACUCGGACUCUGAGGAGGUCAAGAAGCCGGCUGCCAAGGCCAACGGCAAGGUCAAGGCUGAGUCCUCCGACUCUGAGUCUGACAGUGACUCUGAUGAGGCCGAGACCAAGGCCAAGACCAACGGCGCCAAGGUCAACGGCUCUGCCAAGGCCGCUGCUGCUGCCACCGCUGCCUCGUCCGAUUCUUCUGACUCCGACUCUGACGAAGAGAGCGAUGACAAGAAGCCUAGUGCUGUCAAGGCUGCUGAUUCCGAUGAUUCUGAGGACGAUUCGGAUGACAGCGACGACUCUGAGGAUGACUCUGACGGUUCUUCAUCUGAGAGCGCGGAGGCUGCACCUGCCUCCAAGAAGCGCAAGGCUGACAGCGAGAUCGAUGCCACGCCGAAGAAGGCCAAGACUGAGAAUGCCGAAGCCGCAUCAACGCUGUUCGUUGGCAGCCUGAGCUGGGGCACCGACGACAGUGCCCUGUGGGAGGCCUUCAAGGACUUCGAGGGCCUCGUUAACGCCCGCGUCGUCACCGACAAGAUGUCCGGCAAGAGCCGUGGCUUUGGAUACGUUGACUUUUCCGACUCGGAUGCCGCCUCCAAAGCCUACGAGGCCAUGCAGGGGCACGAGCUCGACGGUCGCACGCUGAACCUGGACUACGCCAACGCGCGUUCUACCGACGCAAACCCUCGGGACCGGGCUGCCGAUCGGGCCAAGAAGCACGGCGACUCAAUCAGCCCGGAGAGCGACACUCUUUUUGUCGGAAACUUGCCCUUCGGUGUUGACCAGGACUCUGUUCGCGAGUUCUUUGCUGCGUCACGCGAGGUCGCAAGCGUUCGCCUGCCGACUGACCCUGAGACCGGAAACCUCAAGGGCUUCGGCUACGUGAGCUUCAACUCUGUUGAGGAUGCCAAGGGCGCACUGCAGGAGCUCAACGGGGCUUCUAUUGGAGAGGGUCGAUCAGCUCGCAGUGUUCGUCUGGACUAUGCCAGCAGCCGUCCGCCGCCACGUGAAGGAGGUGGCUUCGGUGGCGGCCGUGGCGGUGGCCGCGGCUUCGGUGGCGGUCGUGGUGGCGGCCGUGGACGUGGAGGAGACCGUGGACGUGGCCGCGGCCGUGGCGGUGGUCGUGGCGGCCCCCGAGGAGGCGCGGGCUACUCGGGCACCAAGAUUUCCUUCGAUUAG